AGUUGUCGUGCUACAUGGCUACCUCCCACGAUGAUAUGACGGAGGUGGGACUUCGUCUGGCUCGCACUCUCGCGAUUAGGGUCUCGGAACGCGGACUGAUAGAGAAGACAGGAAGGAAUGUUACGGGGGAGCAAGUCAAAGCUGUGCUGAUGGAGGAUCUUGGCUGGGUGGACGAAGAGGACCUCCGAUCCCAUGGGUCGGAUGAGGAGGUCGUCCGCUUGAUAAACGAGAUCAACAAACCGCUGACUAUUCCGGAUGAAAGUGAAUAUGAUAUCACAGUGGCUAUCCGGAAGGGCCAGGAUUGGACUUCAACGUCGAGCUCGAGGACUGUCACUAGAACAGGGGAUCGGCUACCGGAUCGUCUACCACCGUUGGUGAAAAAGCCGCGGAUCGAGUCUCCUUAUAGGGAAGUUGUAGAACUUGUUCGCGAUGCUUUUUGCGGAUCGGACCGGGUUGAUGUCACUGAAGCAAGCCAGAGUAUGGUGCUCAUGCAGCUGAAGGCCCUCAAGCAUCCCGAUCCGUACAUACGGCAUAUCAUUCGUGAUCUGGCCUCAUCGGUCCAGUCUAAUCAGCGGUGUGGACCUCUGAAUCUGCUCCUAGGGCAUCUCAGGUUGGUACACACUCUUACGGCGAAGGUAGUCCAGGUGGAGAAGGACUGUGCUGAUGCUGCAUGGAAGUGCUUCAUAGCUAUAUGCACCUCGCUCUGCGUCUCUCAGUCCGUCCUAGUGGAAUCAACGGUUGCUGAACAGUUUCAUCUCCGUGGCGGUGCGGCGAUGCUCCUCCAUUUUAUUCUCAGCAAGAAACUAGCUUCACAGCGGCUCACUGACCUCUACCUUUCGGGCAUAGCACAAGUGCUCCUCUCUGCUUUGCGGGGACUUGCUACCAGUGACUUGUCGGACUCCAAAGUCGUCUUGCAAAGGAUGGGUGUGUGUUAUGGCUCUAUGGAGUUCCUCAUGACUUGCGGUCUAACGCUGGAUCCGGGCGCCAUAGGGUUGGUGGAAAAAGUCCUGAGGCGUCUCGAUGGUGCUGAUCCUGAACUCGCACAAGCGGCGUUCGUUCUUCGAUAUGAGGUAGCGUGGAGGACUCAAGCACCAUUUGGGAAAAGGAAGCUACCAGUACCUGCAGUGCCUUCUCGGAUGGCGUCGACAAAUCCGGGCGAGGUGCUCAUUUGAAUUUUCCAAUU
This is a messenger RNA of Perkinsus marinus ATCC 50983, 1183 nucleotides long. RefSeq lists its product as hypothetical. The transcript has 8 exons. The coding region runs from base 15 to 1172 and encodes 385 amino acids. Lineage: Eukaryota; Perkinsozoa; Perkinsida; Perkinsidae. The record is from RefSeq and is a predicted model, not a curated record.